CUGUCAUUCAAAAACGCCAUAACGGAGAAAAAAACGACGAAGAAUGCGUUAAUCGUUUUAGAGAGAGAAACAAAACAAAACCAACUCUCUUCUCUUCCCUCUCUCUCUCUCCUCCAUUUCUAACCGUUUUCUUUCUCCUCUUAUCUCAGAUCUUUGCAUAAACCCUAUUCCAUUCCAUUCACAAAACCAUAACCCUCAAGAUUCUCUCUCUCUCUCUCUCUCUCUCUCUCUCUCCAUUUUCUCUGCAAUUUUCUCUCUCAUUUUCCGUUUGUUUCCCGGAAAAUUCUCUCCGAUCUCCCAGCCUCUUCUUUCUGGAAGAUUCCAACCGUUUCUUGCUCCGCUUUUCGCUCCGCUUCGCUGCUCCCGCUCCUCCGCGUUCGAGUUGAACGACAUUUCCGCGAUUUUCCGAUUGCUGACUCCGCCGGUAAAGUCGGGUUUUCCGGGAAAAACUGGUGGAUUCUGGAUUUGUCAGAAUGUUGAAGAUUUCCAUCAUGAAUCCACGGUUGUUGUUGUUGUUUUAGUAGCAGGAAGAAGAAGAAGAACGAGAAUUGGAUUACCAUUACCAUGGAUGAUAGAGGUGGUUCAUUCGUCGCUGUUAGGAGGAUUUCGCAGGGUCUUGACCGAGGCAACGCGUGCCAUUCAACUUCUGCUGAGUUUGUGACAGGAUCAACUGCAUGGAUUGGCAGAGGUUUGUCAUGUGUCUGUGCACAGAGAAGAGAGAGCGAUGCUCGGCCCUCUUUUGAUUUAACUCCAUCUCAGGAGGAAUGCUUGCAGAGGCUACAGAGUCGUAUAGAUGUUCAAUAUGAUAGUUCUAUCCCUGAGCACCAGGAUGCCCUAAGGGCUUUAUGGAAUGCUGCUUUUCCUGAAGAAGAACUCAAGGGUAUGAUUUCUGAGCAGUGGAAGGACAUGGGCUGGCAAGGAAAGGAUCCAGCAACAGAUUUUAGGGGUGGUGGUUACAUAUCAUUAGAAAAUUUGCUCUUUUUUGCGAGGAAUUUCCCGAAAUCUUUUCAGGACCUUUUACGCAAGCAGGAAGGAGAUCGAUCAGUGUGGGAAUACCCAUUUGCUGUUGCUGGUGUUAACAUAACAUUCAUGCUUAUUCAGAUGCUGGAUCUUGAAGCAGUCAAGCCACGGACACUUGUAGGAGCAACUUUCCUUCAAUUUCUUGCAGAAAACGAAUCAGCUUUUGAUCUUCUCUAUUGCAUUACGUUCAAGCUGAUGGAUCAUCAAUGGCUUUCUAUGCGCGCAUCAUACAUGGAUUUUAAUACAGUGAUGAAAUCUACACGCCGUCAGCUGGAGAAUGAGCUUCUGCUUGAAGACAUUACACGGCUUGAAGAUGUACCCUCAUACAAACUUCUCGCACGAUAGAUAUCGACGCCUAGUCUUCCAGUCCACUAGUUUUAACUUGAAGGUUGUUGUACUUGAUGUGAUGCUACUCUUAUAAUUUCCACUCCUUCCACUUCAGCAUUUAACCUUCUAACAUUUGAGUGUUAGACCAAGGCAAGCCAGUAUGAUGUCAUCAAGGCUGUGAGUGCAGUAGUUCUUCUAAUCUAGUUGGAGGAUGACAUUGCUGGCUAGGGGAAAUUUGAAAUGUAGGUUUGCUUGGUACCGAAAAGAGAUUAGAUUGUAAUGAAUUGUGGUGUGGCUAUAUAUUUUCUUUACUUUCCAUUAAAGGGGAAAUACAGCUUGCAGUUGCAGUAUUGUAAUUCAGGCAGUUAGUCCUUAAGUUGGUAGCUACUGUCUGGCCAUGUUUGUGAAGCAACUUGUAUGCAUAUUUGUUUUGCGUAAAAGAUUCAAUGUUUGAGUUUGAUGAAAAGUAUUUCAACUACA
Molecule: messenger RNA, 1827 nt
Organism: Lotus japonicus
Lineage: Eukaryota; Viridiplantae; Streptophyta; Magnoliopsida; Fabales; Fabaceae
Exons: 9
Coding region: 565-1365 (266 amino acids)
Source: RefSeq, a predicted model, not a curated record